This is a messenger RNA of Oppiella nova, 1460 nucleotides long. The record is from the annotation of a GenBank genome assembly. NCBI's taxonomy places the organism in Eukaryota, Metazoa, Arthropoda, Arachnida, Sarcoptiformes, Oppiidae.
AUCUCAUACUAUAUGCCUAUUUUGCAAACAACACACACAACCAGUGAUUCAGCACUUAAUACACACAACACUUGCUGUGAAUUAUCGUCGAUAUAGUGGUUAACCAUCGCUGAAGACAAUGACAGUCAUCGCCAACACAGCUGAUCCCAUACGGGAGAAGGCUCUGCAGGACUACCGCAAGAAGUUGGUGGAGCACCGGGACAUCGAGAGCAGACUCAAAGACGUGCGGGAAUCGCUCAAAGAAGUGAACAAACAGUACGAGAAGAGUGAGAACGACUUGAAAGCCCUGCAAUCGGUCGGUCAGAUCGUGGGGGAAGUCCUGAAACAGCUGACGGACGACAACUUCAUCGUGAAGGCGACCAAUGGGCCCCGGUAUGUGGUCGGGUGUAGGCGCCAACUCGACAAAAGCAAACUCAAAGCCGGCACUCGGGUGGCACUCGACAUGACUACCCUCACGAUCAUGCGAUACCUGCCCCGAGAGGUGGACCCUCUGGUCUACAACAUGUCCCACGAAGACCCCGGAGAUGUCAACUACUCGUCCAUCGGAGGUCUGGGAGAGCAGAUCCGUGAGCUCCGGGAGGUGAUUGAGUUGCCGCUACUCAACCCCGAACUCUUCCAGAGAGUGGGCAUUACGCCGCCCAAGGGAUGCCUACUAUACGGACCGCCCGGUACGGGUAAGACACUACUGGCCCGAGCGGUGGCCUCACAACUGGAGGCAAACUUUCUGAAAGUGGUGUCGAGUGCCAUAGUGGACAAGUACAUUGGUGAGAGUGCCAGGCUCAUUCGCGAGAUGUUUAACUACGCGCGCGAUCAUCAGCCGUGCGUUAUAUUCAUGGAUGAAAUCGAUGCGAUCGGUGGGCGCCGGUUCUCAGAGGGUACGAGUGCUGACCGGGAGAUACAGAGGACUCUUAUGGAACUCCUCAAUCAGAUGGACGGCUUCGACUCGUUGGGACAGGUUAAGAUGAUUAUGGCGACCAACAGACCCGACACACUGGACCCGGCGCUCCUACGGCCGGGCAGAUUGGACCGUAAGAUUGAGAUCCCACUGCCCAAUGAGCAAGGUAGACUAGAGGUGCUCAAAAUACACGCCCAGCCCAUCGCCAAACACGGAGAGGUGGACUGGGAGGCGGUCGUGAAGCUGAGCGACGGCUUCAAUGGCGCCGACCUGAGGAAUGUGUGCACCGAAGCGGGACUGUUCGCCAUCCGAGCGGAAAGGGAUUACGUGAUCGAAGAGGACUUCAUGAAAGCCGUGCGAAAGAUCAGCGAUAAUAAGAAGUUGGAGACAAAACUCGAUUAUCAACCCGUUUAGUACAGUAUAACCACUGUUUGUCUCAACAUAUUUGUCUUAAUUUAUGGUUUAAUUGAUUAUUAUAUUCAAUAAAACACAACGUUUUUGCCUUUUUUUGAUAAUAAGCUGUAUUUGCGAUAAGAUUUUUAUAUAAAUUCACUUUUUAUCCUUU